CUCCUCUUACCCAUCCAUCCUUUCUUCUUUUUAGGAAGUUUUCACUUUUUUCUGACUCUGUUUGCCCAGGGUCAGGGUCCUUCCGAGACACCUCCUCUCUUUCAGGCCGAUGCACACCGCCGAGACCUGUCAACCGUCAGCAAUCUUUCCAGGUCUGGACCCUUUGUCGUUGAUCACCCGGGACGCAAACUACCCGGUCUCUCCACCUACGCACGACCGAAACGGGCCACAACCGUCGAGAAAAGGGAAAAGCCGAACCACACAAUCGAGUCAACAAGAAACUUUCAUACAAACACCACAAUGUCUCGCUCCACCGCCGAAAAAGACCCUUCCAUCUUCCCCCUCACCGGCGGCUGCGCCUGCGGCAACAUCCGAUACUCCCUCAAUGCCCCGCCCAUGGUCGUCCACUGCUGCCACUGCACCUCCUGCCAGCGUGAGACCGGCACCGCCUUCGCCCUCAACGCCGUCGUCGAGGGAGACGAGGUGACCCUCCUCCCGAGCAAGCCCGCCUCGCUGCUGCAGCCGCUGGCGUCGUUCCCGGAGUCUGCCUUUGAUGAUUGGACUCCCAGGCAGCAUCAGCAGUCCAGGCCCGCCGACAAUGUUCACGGGACGAGCGAGAACAAGGGCAAGGGCGAUGAUGAUACUGAUGAUGCCGGCAAACGCCGCGUCCAGGCCGGUAUCCCUUCACCCGUGAUCCUCCCCGUCCCCGCCGACUCGGGCGCCCCUCAGCACAUUGCUCGCUGUCCCGCCUGUCUCACGCCCGUCUGGAGCAACUACGACGGUACAGGCCCCCUGAUGAAAUUCCUCCGCGUCGGCACCCUCGACGCCCCUGCGCUGCUGGGCGGUCCGGAUGUCUACAUCUUUAUGCGCAGUAAGCUUCCGUUCGUCGAGGUUGCGGACGAUGGUAAGCCCCGCUUCGAUGAAUUCUAUCCUACCAAGGAAGGCGUUUGGGGUCCCCAAGGUCUUGCGCGCCGGGAGAAGCUGCUCGUUCGGAUUAGAGAGUGGAGGAAGGAGAAUGGGCUGGAUGGGUAG
This is a messenger RNA of Colletotrichum abscissum, 1032 nucleotides long. Its product is annotated as glutathione-dependent formaldehyde-activating. The annotation marks the transcript as partial. NCBI's taxonomy places the organism in Eukaryota, Fungi, Ascomycota, Sordariomycetes, Glomerellales, Glomerellaceae. Gene Ontology annotation, molecular function: carbon-sulfur lyase activity. The record is from RefSeq and is a predicted model, not a curated record. The transcript has 2 exons.